GCAGCCCGGGGCGGGGCUACUCCAGGAAGCGGAAGCGCUCGGCGGCGGCGGCUCCGCUUUUCUGGGUGAUGUCGCCAAACCGGCGCCGACCGAGAUCCUUUGGCCGGGCGGGGCUGGUGGUGGCAGCGGCGGCGGGGCCUGCCCCACCUGGAAGACUCCAGUGAGAAUUGGAGUGUGACAAGUUAGCAGAGGAAAGGAGUUGUUGUUUCCAUCUCAUGGAUCCCUUGGGUGCUCCUUCCCAAUUUGUGGAUGUUGACAGUCUGCCAGGCUGGGCUGAUGCCUAUGAGGCUAAGCAGCUGGACUCUCACCAAAAUCCUGUUGAAAAAGCUCAAGCUGGUGUUAGAUCACCUUUUCCAUACAGGAAAGACAUCAAUGCGAAAAUAGUCUUAUGGAAAGGAGAUGUAGCAUUAUUGAACUGCACAGCCAUAGUAAAUACCAGUAAUGAGUCUCUCACUGAUAAGAAUCCAGUAUCUGAAAGUAUUUUCAUGCAUGCUGGGCCUGACCUGAGGGAUGAACUCCAGAAGCUCAGAGGGUGCAGGACAGGAGAGGCUAAACUCACCAAAGGAUUUAAUUUGGCUGCACGUUUCAUCAUUCACACAGUGGGACCCAAAUACAAAAGCCGGUAUCGCACAGCAGCCGAGAGUUCUCUAUACAGCUGUUACCGCAACGUCCUGCAGCUUGCAAAGGAGCAGGCAAUGUGCUCUGUAGGAUUUUGUGUCAUUAACUCUCUGAAAAGAUGUUACCCCUUGGAGGAUGCAACCCACAUAGCACUGCGCACAGUUAGAAGGUUCCUGGAGAUUCAUGGAGAGACUUUGGAGAAGGUGGUAUUUGCAGUCUCUGAGCUUGAAGAGGCCACUUACCAGAAGUUGCUGCCUCUGUAUUUUCCAAGAUCCUUGGAAGAAGAGAUACAAUCGUUGCCUUACCUCCCUGCAGAUAUUGGCAAUGCAGAAGGGGAGCCUGUAGUACCAGAGCGGCAGAUCAGGAUUACUGAAAAGCCAGGUGUUCCGGAUGAUGCUUCAGAUGAAGAGGGUCUGGAGGCAGAUUUGUCUUUCAUUGGUUCCCAUGCUUUUGCCCGCAUGGAGGGAGAUGUUGAUAAACAGAGACGCCUUAUUCUUCAGGGACAGUUGUCAGAGGCAGCACUGCAAAAACAGCAUCAGAGGAAUUAUAAUCGCUGGCUGUGUCAGGCAAGAGCUGAAGACCUCUCUGAUAUUGCUUCUCUUAAAGCCUUGUACCAGACAGGUGUAGAUAACUGUGGCCGCACAGUGAUGGUGGUGGUUGGAAGGAAUAUCCCUGUAACGUUGAUAGACAUGGAAAAGGCUCUUCUGUAUUUCAUCCAUGUCAUGGAUCAUAUUGCAGUGAAGGAAUAUGUCCUGGUGUACUUCCAUACGCUCACAAAUGAUUACAAUCAACUAGACUCUAAUUUCUUGAAGAAACUCUAUGAUGUUGUUGAUGCCAAGUACAAGAGGAACUUGAAGGCACUGUAUUUUGUCCAUCCAACAUUUCGUUCAAAGCUCAUUUCCUGGAUGUUUCACCUUCUCUCUCACCAGAAGAAGUGUUGCAUGAGGCAUUGCAUGCGUGCUGCACAUCACUUAAGAGCUACCCUGGUCUCGGCAUGGUUUUUCACAACCUUUACAGUCUCAGGGCUAAAGGACAAAAUCCACUAUGUGGAAAGCCUUCAGCAGUUAUUCACAGCCAUAUCCCCAGAACAGAUUGAUCUUCCCCCUUUCGUCCUUGAGUACGAUGCCAGGGAAAAUGGGCCUUACUAUUCUUCUUAUCCUCCAUCUCCUGACUUGUGAUCUGCAGUCCUGUGAUGCUGCUGGUUUCCCGUGGAUCCAAUGACCUGAUGCCUGCCAAAACCUGUGCAUUUGCCCAUGUACAGAAUUCAGAGAGAGGGUUUUCCUCCCCCAGCUCUGGUAUUUUUUUACUGAUGAGAUAUUUUCAAGCACUCAAGCAAUCAGAGAACUUUAUGCCACUGUGAACUGUACAACUAUUUCAAAUAUAUUUAUCCAAUGCAAAAAUUGAUUUAAAGAUCACUAGGUGCAUUUUAUUUUGGGUUUGCUGGUUUUUUUGGUUGUUUGGUGGGGCUUUUUUGAAGCUAUUAUGUUUAUUUCUGAACAGACUUUCUCUUUUCUGGAAAACCCAUCAAAAGCCCUCGAUCACGUUUUUAACUAUUACCAUUUUCCAGCUGUGUUUGUAAUACACAUUUCUGAGUGGUCUGUAUGAAUAUUGCACAGUGCCAGCCUGACGCAUUGCUCAUCAUGUGGUCUCUUGUGUUUCACAUCUGAUUACUUUUCCCUUUCUGUUAGUGCUGAUUACUUUGGUCUUGACCCAGCAAAAGUAUCUGGAAUUGGGAAUGCCAUGUCUGCAGGCUGAACAAAGCACUACAGCCAAGCCAACAUUACUGCAAGACUUAGCACCAUAAAUGCUAGGUGAGCUAGGAGCCUUGAUAAAGUCCCUGUCAGUUAUCAUUGGAUGAUGUGACAUGUCAGGAUGCCACUACCCUCCCAGUAAGAAUAAAACUGAAAAGCAUUUGCGGUUUCUUUUCUCUAAC
Phalacrocorax carbo (great cormorant) is the source of this 2551-nucleotide messenger RNA. Lineage: Eukaryota; Metazoa; Chordata; Aves; Suliformes; Phalacrocoracidae. The record is from RefSeq and is a predicted model, not a curated record.